Caenorhabditis remanei is the source of this 1011-nucleotide messenger RNA. RefSeq lists its product as uncharacterized. The record is from RefSeq and is a predicted model, not a curated record. The transcript is spliced from 5 exons. Lineage: Eukaryota; Metazoa; Nematoda; Chromadorea; Rhabditida; Rhabditidae. The coding region runs from base 1 to 1011 and encodes 336 amino acids. Gene Ontology annotation, molecular function: protein binding.
AUGAAUCUGAACGAUAUGCCUGAUGACGUGCUCAUCCGUCUCCUGAAUACCGCUUCUCCAACGGACGUCACUCGGGCGAAACGUCUCAACAAAAGAUUCAAUCAAAUUGUGGAAACAUUCAAUCUGGGUAAACCUCGUGUCAAGGAGUUCUGUGUUGAGUCCCGUGUCUCUUCCGUUUUGCCUACUAAAAUUGGACGUCUUCGACUGGGAUCCACUCCGAUGGCAUCUAAACGAAGAAUCGUCGUGACAAUGAGAAGAGAUAAGGGAGUGAAAAGAAGUGAAAGACUGGAAGAUCCAUCUUGCUCGAAUUCAACUGAAUCUGCUAAUCUCUUCGUGCAGGAAAACUUGAGAAGAGUCGAGUUGCAAGAGAAAAUUGCAUUUGAUGGACUCACUUUGGACGAGGACUUUUAUAAGAUGUUGACAGCGAAGAAGGAUGCUUUGAGACAUGUCACCACAAUCUCGUUAUCCCUUUGUCAUAUCCGUCUUUCAUGGACACAGUUCGCUGAUUUGUUGUCUCGAAUGACCGUCAAACAUCUCUUCAUUGAUUUUUGCACAUUCGAUCCGUCGCUCAUUUCUGACAAGGUUUUGGCUUCGUUGCCUCAUCUUGAGACACUCCAAAUUCAGUCAAGAUAUCCAUGUUUUUUGAAUGAGUUAACUGAUCAAACGCUGAUUAAUUGGGCUACAAACUCAACGGUUCCAAAGGUUAUUCAGCUGAGAAAUGGAUGCGCAAGUAGGAUUACUGUAGAAGGAAUCAAGAUGAUGAUUAUGAGAGCCCUCUCGACUCCUCCUCAACCAGCUCCAAAAGUCGACUGGGACUUUGGACUGCUUCUUGAGCCAACCCAAUCCGAUUCUUCUCUUCUUUCACUCCUCCUUUGUCCUGGUAUUGAUGCCAAAGUCACCGAUGACUUCCGUUCUCGUCGUAUCAUACUAACCCGUGAUCAAUUGGCUCUCCAGUUUUUCAUUCCUUCCCCAUUCCCAGUUGAACCCAUUUCAGCUGCUGUCCCAGCCUAA